Porites lobata is the source of this 693-nucleotide messenger RNA. The record is from the annotation of a GenBank genome assembly. NCBI's taxonomy places the organism in Eukaryota, Metazoa, Cnidaria, Anthozoa, Scleractinia, Poritidae.
AUGUGUAAUACUUGUUCACACUUUCCAGUGCGACAUGAAGAGGUUUUACAUCACAUGGAAAAGGCCAUGAAGGAUUUUAUUGGGCUGGAAACUCUGAAACAGCAGUUCCUAAGAUUUACGAGAAUGCAGCUUCAGAACGACAGAAGAAAACGGCUUGGGCGACAAAUACAGCAGGACACACCUUUACACCAAGUUUUUGCCGGUAAUCCUGGUACAGGACAAACAACAUUUGCAAGGCAUGUAGCAGGUGAGAAUUCCAAAGUUUCACACUAGAAAUAAACUAUGGGAAAAAAGGUUACAAUAAAGGGCCGAUUUUUUAUUUAUUUUUUUAACUUUCAGUUUUAAAGCAAUGCCGCUCCCACGGCUUGUAUAGUUCCCGCAACACUUAAUUUAUAAAUGCCCUAAUUUAACCUGGACGAUGUCAUAUCUUAUUACAUUCUAGCCCCAUUGGAAUUAUAGACUGAAUUUCCAUCUAUUGAUGUGAUGACGAGUUAGAAAAAGAGAAUUAGCGAGAUCUUAUAUAUUAUUCAUGUAUUAAUUAUGAUCUUCUCCAUUAUGAUGUAAUUGCCAUUGAAUUCUACUUUCUUCUAGACCUGCUCUUCAGCGUAAAGAAAACUAAAAAAAAAUAAAAUUGUGGAGGUCCAAAGACCUGACCUUAUAAUCAGCACAGAAAAAAAAACAAAAAAUUGUUGA